This is a messenger RNA of Phyllotreta striolata, 1086 nucleotides long. NCBI's taxonomy places the organism in Eukaryota, Metazoa, Arthropoda, Insecta, Coleoptera, Chrysomelidae. The record is from the annotation of a GenBank genome assembly.
AUGGCGACGAUAAAGUCUCUAAGCCUACUGGGUCAAUUGAACAAAUUAUCAUACGUAAACAGGCAUUUUUCCACAACUAAAUUAACAGCGGCGAAGCAAAUGACCGUGAGGGACUCCCUAAACUCGGCCAUGGACGAGGAAAUGGAACGGGACGAUAAGGUGUUCAUAAUGGGCGAGGAGGUGGCCCAAUACGAUGGGGCCUACAAGGUAACGAGAGGCCUGUGGAAGAAGUACGGCGAUAAAAGAGUCAUCGAUACGCCUAUAACAGAAAUGGGAUUCGCCGGUAUCGCAACGGGGGCGGCCAUGGCUGGCCUUCGACCGAUUUGCGAGUUCAUGACGUUCAAUUUCGCCAUGCAGGCCAUCGAUCACAUCAUCAAUUCGGCCGCAAAGACUUUCUACAUGUCCGCCGGCAGGGUGAACGUACCGAUCGUUUUUCGAGGCCCCAACGGGGCCGCCUCGGGCGUGGCUGCGCAGCAUUCGCAGUGCUUCGCGGCUUGGUACACCCACGUUCCCGGAUUGAAAGUGAUAUCUCCGUACAAUUCUGAAGAUUGCAAAGGUUUGUUGAAAGCGGCUAUCCGGGAUCCGGAUCCGGUGGUGUUCUUGGAGAACGAGUUGUUGUACGGCGUGCAGUACCCGAUGUCCGAUGAGGCUUUGAGUAAAGACUUUGUGUUGCCCAUCGGUAAAGCGAAAAUCGAAAAACCAGGUAAACAUAUUACGCUGGUCGCGCAUUCGAAAGCCGUGGAAUUGUGCCUGGAAGCCGCCAAGGAGUUGUCCGGCAAAGGGAUCGAAGCCGAAGUGAUAAACCUCAGGACGCUCAGACCUUUAGAUGUAGACACGAUAGCGAAGUCAGUCAGUAAAACGAACCAUCUCAUAUCCGUCGAACAAGGUUGGCCCUCUUGCGGUAUCGGUGCGGAAAUCCUAGCCAGGAUUAUGGAGAGCGAGACGUUCUUCCAUCUGGAUCAGCCGGCCAUUCGAUUGACCGGCGCCGAUGUUCCUAUGCCUUAUGCCAAAUCUUUAGAAGCUGCCGCUAUACCUGUAGCCAAGGAUAUCGUCGAGGCGGUAAAGAAAUUGUUGAAAGUUAAAUAG